UCUUUCUUCUUUCUUCUUCUUCUUCUUUUUCAUCAUGAAGUCAAAAUCGUAGAGGCCUUUAUAAUAUCGCGGGCACGUGAAACGCACACAUUGCUGUUGCUCUAUAACAUAAUGAUAACACGCUCGAAUAAUAAGAGGAGACAGGGUUGGCUACGCUCGCAUGGGUCCGAGUUUGGGGUCCGACCAACAUAGUGGUGCACACGUUUUACUCUGUUGCUUCAGUAUUUUAUCGAGGGUCGUUCCAUAGCGUGCGCCACACCAGUGUUGCAUUGUUGUUCUGACACUCUCGCGCGGCAAUCUCUUCGCGUUUAUUUUCAAACCUCCAAAAAAAAAAAAAAAAAAAAAAAAAUUUAUAAACACAUCGAAAUUUGUUGCGCGCCGUCAAAAUUUAGAAAGCGUUGCCGCGCGUUCAAUUUGCCGCUCACGAUGGCGCCACUUUUUCAAAUUAUUGCCCUUCGAAUUUCAUUGAGGGCCAGUUGUUGAACGUCCUUAUUCGAGUGAGAAUCGAAUAACAGGAACUCUGUGAUUAAAUUAUGACUUUUUUUUUUUGAAAAAAGUGUUCAUUUUCCAAAAAAAUAUGAUCCCAUGUGAACGUGUAUUGUGUUGGAUUAAUUUAAAAAGUGCGUGAAAAAAAAAUGAUUUUGUGAAAAAAAAAAUUAUUUAAGAAGUGUUUUUUUUUCUUUUAAAAAAGAAAAAUGAAAUUUUGUUUAAUUUAGUGGAAUUUAUAUUCGAGAAAAAUAAAAAAAUUUUUUUUGACGAAAUGUUAAGUUUGAAGAAUAAUUGGAUUAUUGUGGCAAUUAUUAUUGUAAAUAUAAUUUACAUAAAUGGAGAGCAAAGAUUUGUUGAAACACCAGCAUUAUAUCAGGAGGUUUCAACUGGCGAUGAUAUACAACUUAAGUGUAAAAUACAGGACAAAAGGGGUCAAUGUAUUUGGCAAAAAGACCGUAAACCAGUUGGAAUGCAUCCUGGUAAAUACGAAUGGGUUGGAGGUAGAGACAGUGAUUGCAGUUUGUUGAUAAGAAGAGCGUCUUUGGAUUUUGAUGAUGGAUUCUGGGAAUGUCAGGUCACUCCUGGUGAUUUUACUAGUCAGGAUGCACUCACAUCUCUUCCCUCUCGACUUCUUGUUAGAGUCAGUCCCCGGAAACCACGUUUGGAGUAUGGUGGGUCAAUUUUGAGUACAGCCCUAACUUUGAGGGAAGGCCAGGAAGCAACGAUUUCCUGCGUUUCCAGAUAUGGAAAUCCACCAGCUCUCAUCAAGUGGUUUAUUGGCGGAGAUGAAGUUGAAGCUUUAAGGGAACAAACAAAUGCAACGGAAGUUGACAGUCCAAAAACAUGGGUCGCGUAUAGUCUAUUAAAAGUUCGAGGACAACGUGAAAAUCACGGUCUUCCUAUAAGAUGUCUCACUUUACAUCCUUCAAACACAUCUCCCGCUUAUACAGAAUCGCGAUUGGACGUUCAAUAUACACCUGAAACGCGAAUAGAAACUAGUCCACGAAUGUUGACAACAUCUUUGGAAGAUUCAGCAAGUUUUAUAAGUUUGAAAUGCAUCGCCGAUUCCAAUCCAAUUGGUGCAAUUAAAUGGUUCAAAGACUCUACUCCAAUAAGUACAACAAACAGUGCAACAAUGACUGUUUCAGCUAACAGAACUUAUCAAAAUACUUUAAUAGCCUCCGAAGUGAGAUUUGAACCUGUGAUGAGAGGUGAUGCUGGACUCUAUUCCUGCAAAGCUACAAAUAUUAUUGGCGAAAGUGCUCCAGCGAGUUACAGAAUGGACGUUCAAUAUGCGCCAAAAUUGAAAGUGAGCAAAAAAACAUUCAAUGGAACAAUUCCAGAUGUAGAGGAAAUAACAUCUUUAGGAGCAACGAUAGAUCCUUUUGAGUGUGCCGAAUAUGAUGCAAAUCCACCGGCACAAUACAGAUGGGAACAUGUGCGUGGUGGAUUUCCUGAAAUAAUUGAAAAUCCAAAACAAGAAAAACAGGGAGGAAAAAAAUUGAGACUAGAAAAUGUCAUGUGGUCAGAUGAGGGUGAGUACAGAUGUUUCGCAUACAAUUUCAUCAACGGCGUUCGAAGGGAAAUUCGAAGCGAAGAACGUUUUGUACUUAAUGUCAUGGGACCGCCAGAAAUACAAACCAUACGUUCAUCUUUGGGAGAUAAUGGAGUUUAUGAGUCAAUAGGAUGGUCCGGAGAACCGGUACAUCAAUUAAAGUCAAGCUUUUGCUCAAGGCCACCGCCCCGAUUAGUCGCUUGGCAAUGGGGGAGUUUACAACUUAGAGCAGGUGAAACAAUUCAUCCAAAAUAUGAGGCAUUGCCAUUGGAGCCAAUUGCCGAUAGUAAAUCAACAUCAAAUUGUUAUUGGGCGAUACUUAUUAUUAAAAAUAUACAAAAAGAAGAUGCAAGAACUUAUACACUUUUAGUUGAAAGUGAAAAAGGAAGAGAUUCAACGAAUUUAAAAUUACUUGUCCGUGACCCAACGGAAAUGCGAGUAUUGGCAGCAGCUGCUGCGGUAGGUUUACUUUUUAUUUUUUUGCUGAUAUGCAUUGGAAUUUAUUGUUGGUGCCGUGUAAAACAUAGACGCUAUCGACAAGAAGAAGAAGAAGAGGAAGAAGUAGUGGGUAGCAUUGCCGCUGAUGCAUUUUAUAAUACAACAACAUCAAUAGAACGAGAAAAUAAAAUCCAUCACGAUUCAAUGCAAAAUAAAAAUAAUAACUUCACAAGAAAGCCGACCACCGACAAUGGACUUUCAGUCAUGUACAAUUAUGAUCAAAUAAAUAAACAGAUGAGUCCAGAAGCACUCAAAGUAAGACGUGCGCCAGUUGUUUUACAAUCACCGACAAUUGUUUAACAAUUCAAGCGAAAAGAUUUUUUUAAAGAAAAAAUUACAAAAAAGAAACAGAACAUUUUUCUUCAAAAUACUUUUUAGAUUCUUUUUUUUUUUGAAGAAAUAUAUAGUUUGAAAAAAUUUUUUUAAAACAUUUUUUAAAUAUUUAAAUAAAAAUUGUUAAAAUGCGCGUGUAAAAAAUAUUAACGAAAAUGUAAAUUUUUUAAAAUUUUAUAUAAGAUGUGUGUGUGUGUGAUUUUUUUUAAAGAAAAAAUUACAAAAAAAACAGAAUAUUUUUCUUCAAAAUACUUUUUAAAUUCUUUUUUUUUGAAGAAAUAUAUAUUUUGAAAAAUUUUUUUAAAAACAUUUUUUAAAUAUUUAAAUAAAAAUUGUUAAAAUGCGCGUGUAAAAAACAUUAACGGAAAUGUAAAUUUUUUAAAAUUUUAUAUAAAAUGUGUGUGUGUGAUUUUUACUAUUUUUUACAAUCAUUGUAUAAAUUUAAAAACAAAGAGAAAAAGAAGACUAUAUCAUCAUCUUCUAUAAUUUAUUACAAGAAUCAAAAACUGUUUAUAAUUAAAAAAAAAAAAAAUUAUACACUUAUUCCAAAGAUUUUGUAAAGUUCCUUCGAUAAUAACUAUAUUAUAGUAAUAUUUUGUUAUAGUAAAUUUAAUAAUUAAUAAUUAAUAAUUAAUAACGAAUUCAUUGUUAUAAAACGACUUCCACAAAAUAUGUGCAGUCACACUGGAAAUCGGAUUAUUUAUUAUAUUUGUUGUUUUGCUUUUAUUUUUAAGUUAACAACAAAGAACUGAAUAUAGACGAUAAAUAUAAAAUAUUUUUUAAUUUUAAUAAUACGUAUAUAUGAUUUUAAAUUUAUUAUUUCUAAGAGUAUGUAUAAUGCAUUAUUUGUUAUAAAUGUUACAAUAUAAAAUUAUAAACCACAAAAUGA
Messenger RNA from Leptopilina boulardi, 3764 nucleotides. RefSeq names its product kin of IRRE-like protein 3. Gene Ontology annotation, cellular component: cell-cell junction. Bases 761 to 2842 code for a protein of 693 amino acids. The transcript is spliced from 6 exons. Gene Ontology annotation, molecular function: cell adhesion molecule binding. The record is from RefSeq and is a predicted model, not a curated record. Gene Ontology annotation, biological process: cell-cell adhesion. Lineage: Eukaryota; Metazoa; Arthropoda; Insecta; Hymenoptera; Figitidae.